AAAACAGAGGCAUAGCAUAGCCCAGGCUAGGGUUUGCCAAUUCCUCAGAGAAAUACACGCCGAGAGAGCAUACAAUUACAAAACAAUGGCGGAUGGUUACUGGAAUCGGCAGCGGCCAUAUCCUUCUUCCGGGAUGCUUAAACGGCCUCGUACUGACUACGAGCAGGAGAUGCAUAACUAUUUGGCACGAGAUGAUGAUCGCGGUGGGCCUCAGUCCUUGAAGGACACAAAAACAAUUGAUUCAGCAUAUGAUCGGUACCUCAAGACUGUGCAACUUUCUUCUUUGACAUCUGGAGAAGCCGGUACUUUUGGCAGUUUGGGAAGGGCUGGUGGUGGAAUGCCUGCUUAUCAAGUAACUGAUUCUCCUGUGUUGACUCAUCCUGGUUCCAUUGGUCAAGAUCUGGUACUAAAUGGUCGAAAUGCUGGUUAUAGAGCAAAACUUCCAGCUGAGCCAAUGAUUAGGCCGGCCCGAAAAGCAGCAUCUUUGCCUCCAGAUGCUUCAAAUACCCUAUAUGUUGAGGGAUUUCCUCCUGACUGCACAAGGAGGGAAGUGGCCCGUAUCUUUUUUGCUGCUACAAUGUUUGAGAAAUUAUCUUUAGAUAUCUUCCGCCCCUUUGUAGGAUAUAAAGAAGUAAGACUUGUUACCAAAGAGUCUAAACAUCGUGGUGGAGAUCCAAUUGUUCUUUGUUUUGUUGACUUUGAAAAUCCAGCCUGUGCAGCCACUGCUAUGAGUGCCUUGCAAGGUUAUAAAAUGGAUGACCUUGAUCCUGAUUCAAAUUAUUUGAGGCUGCAGUUUUGUCGGUACCCAGGCCCAAGGUCAAUUCCUGGAAAUCGUGGACGGAGAUGAAUGGUCUAUCAUUGGAGUCACCACGCUGAAUUAAAACCAGUUUUUACAGCACACAUCUUCAUUUAAAAUGCCCACUCAGCGCACACCUCGCUGAGUGGGUAUUUUAACGAAGCAGGUUACUUGAAACUUGCACUUUAAAUUGCUGAGCUCUUGGCUCGCUAUCCGCUUGCUCCACAGAUGCAGAAGGAAAAAAAAAUGAAAAUUAGGAGACACAAGAAAGAAGAUAUGUAGUUAUGCUCGCACCAAUAUUGAUCCUUGAAUUUUUUUUUUUUUUUCUAUGAAUCAAAAUUUCAUUUGUGGGAGUAAAAUGGGUACUCUAUCCCUCCCUUAAAUAUUGAUCCUUGAGUUGCUUCCCUUUUGAUGGAAGCUAUGUUGUAUUAUAAUUGCCAGAUACAGCUUUUGAUUU
Messenger RNA from Rubroshorea leprosula, 1253 nucleotides. Lineage: Eukaryota; Viridiplantae; Streptophyta; Magnoliopsida; Malvales; Dipterocarpaceae. The record is from the annotation of a GenBank genome assembly.